AUGCCUUCACCAGUACUGCAUGUGAGCCCUGGCAGCCGCCCCUUGCCCGUGACCAUGUAUGAGGUGUACAUGUGCUUGGAAAACUUGGGUCGAGAGGAGAGUCACUUGAGGAAGGGACGCAUGGUAGCAAGAGAGAGGUUGGCAGCUGUCAACGGCCCAGCCCCAGCAGAGGUACAGCGCACACGGCAUGAACGCGCGUCUUGCCGCCAUGUGCCAGGAGCAGGGAUGGAGAAGAAAGCGAGGGGGAAUGGCCAGAGACGCUCGUCAUAG
Auxenochlorella protothecoides is the source of this 270-nucleotide messenger RNA. RefSeq lists its product as hypothetical. The record is from RefSeq and is a predicted model, not a curated record. The coding region runs from base 1 to 270 and encodes 89 amino acids. The transcript has a single exon. NCBI's taxonomy places the organism in Eukaryota, Viridiplantae, Chlorophyta, Trebouxiophyceae, Chlorellales, Chlorellaceae.